Molecule: messenger RNA, 651 nt
Organism: Aspergillus piperis CBS 112811
Lineage: Eukaryota; Fungi; Ascomycota; Eurotiomycetes; Eurotiales; Aspergillaceae
Exons: 2
Coding region: 1-651 (216 amino acids)
Source: RefSeq, a predicted model, not a curated record
AUGCUUCCACCAUCUGCAUCCAUCGUCCAUCAAUCCCACAAUUUAGUCGAAUCACAAGGAAAUACCGACCAAACAAACACCAUUACACCGCCACCUCCAUACUCUCCUUCCGCUCACAAUCCCCAAAAUGAACUUGAAGCCGAAGAUGCCUCCUCUCAUGGGGAGACAGACCAACCCAGCCUCAUAACCAUCCACAUCGACGCAUCAAUGAGCAUUCAGGGCAACGCAAAUAGCAUUAUACUCCCAUCAGCUCCAGCUCCAGCAUCAGCCCUCAAUACCAAGGCAUCACCCGCUCCCAUUCUAUCCUCAACAUCCACCUCUACCGUCCCACAAUCAACCCCAUACCAGCGCCAUUCCAAAUUGACAGACAUGGCCACAUCUAUCAUUACUGCUUUGCAUCGCACAGGUCAUCUCAAUUCUGAUUCCAAUCCUACGGACCACUCUAGUGCAGCAACAGAUAGAAUUACAUCGCCAUCGCCAUCUGUUACGCUGAAUAUCAACACCGGGAUCAAAAUCCUGGGAAGUGGGAAUGUAAUCUGUGUGGGAAUGGGUGGACAAAGAGGAAUGGGGAUGAAUGUGCCGAGGAGGAAGAGGAGGGCUUCUUCUGAACCCCUGGAGGUAGCUACUACUGCUGCUAAGAGGGCGCGGUAG